Polypterus senegalus (gray bichir) is the source of this 3638-nucleotide messenger RNA. RefSeq names its product E3 SUMO-protein ligase ZBED1-like. The coding region runs from base 2946 to 3446 and encodes 166 amino acids. Gene Ontology annotation, molecular function: protein dimerization activity. NCBI's taxonomy places the organism in Eukaryota, Metazoa, Chordata, Cladistia, Polypteriformes, Polypteridae. The transcript has 2 exons. The record is from RefSeq and is a predicted model, not a curated record.
GGGGGGCGCAGUGUGAUAAAAGUCAUAACGUGAUGUCAGGGUCUCUGUUUACUAUCUACAUGUGACAGAAAGCCUCUAUGUUGAUCCUAGUAGGUUGUACGCGCUUCGAUGUUUGAUGAAUGGUUCGAUGUGGUGAAGCAAAAUGCCGACAUACAGAUGCAUUUGUGGUGCCUUUAUAUUCAGGCAUCGCAUAUACCCAAUCAUGAUGACACGAUACUAGGGCUGCACGAUUAAUCUUUUUUUUGUCAUGAUAACGAUAUUUAUGACCCACGAUCAGUUAAAAAAUAUCGUCGCAAUUUUACAGUAUAAAGACCAAACUGUUUUUUAUGGGCGGAGUUUACGGAUUGGACUGCGUCACUAUGACGUUACUGCGUCUAGAUUGCAAGCGCUUUCUGAAGCAGUAGAAGUCAAUAGCAGCAAUAACAGUCAGUCAGAAUAAACAUAUGAUGGCGGAGCAACGUGAGGAAGGUGCAGAAGUACGAUCGUUAGUUCCUAAAAAGGGGUCAUACUCCGUUGUCUGGAACUAUUUCGGUUUCGAGGAAUGUGAUGUUGAUCAGGUACGAGUCUUGUGCAAACUUUGCUCCUGUUCCUUCCAAACGUCCCAAGGUAACACAACAAACCUCAUCAACCACCUUAAAAGCCACCACAAAGUACACUAUCAAGAAUUUCAACGACUGAAGGCACAAACAGCAACAACAAAAAAUUACCAGCCAUCCACAACACAGACAACAGUAUCAGGGACAUUGUUCAACGCAAUACCAUAUCUGCCUAGCUCGCAAAGACACCAGGAAAUAACAGAGGCGAUCACGUACCAUAUAGCCAAGGAUAUGUGUCCAAUAACCACCGUGAGCAGUGAGGGGUUUAAAAAAAUGAUCGCAACACUUGAUAAAAGAUAUAGCAUUCCCUCACGCAACCAUUUUUCCAAUGUUGCGCUGCCCUCGCUGUAUGCGAAAUGCCGAAAAGAAAUAGAAAGAGAAAUUCUCAGGCUCAGCCUUGAAUAUUUUGCUGCCACGACCGACUUAUGGUCAAGCAGAACUGCGGAACCGUAUUUGAGCUUGACAGUUCAUUUUAUUGACCGCGAGUUUGAGAUGAAAAGCAAGCUUUUGCAAGCUUUUUGCGUUUUUCCCACAAGACCAUACAGCUGAGUUUAUUGCAGUGGGCCUCAAAGAAGUGAUGUCCGCUUGGGGCUUGGUGGAAGAAAGACUUGUGUGCAUCACAACGGACAACGCAGCUAAUAUGAUUAGGGCAGCAUCUGUGAAUAACUGGCCGAGGCUACACUGCUUUGGUCACAGACUUCAUUUAGCCAUCGGUAAGUUGUAUGUUUUUUUCCCAGAUAUAUUGAAACAAUUUGACAAUUUAAAAAUAUUAAUUGUUGUUGUUGUUUUAGUGAUAUUAUAAUCAGGGGUGCACAUAACUGGUACGCAGGUACGCAUGCGUAGCAAAAAUGAUGAACGGGCAAAGUCAUUUUGUUACUACAGCGCUUUCGCGUACAAAACAGAAGAGCUCUUGACUGUGACCGUUUUUUGACAGCGUGCGAUUAAAAUUUCACCUUCACCAUUUGUUUUAUGUCCUUUCGGUUUAGGUACUGCGUAUGUUCGAAAAGUGUUUAUUCCUCUGACUCAGGACCCUAUUCUGCACCAGCGGAAAGCACCAUACAAAGUGGUUUCAUUUUGAAAUAAAAUAAUUUUGUGUAUUUUCCGCUUGUGGCAGUGGUAAUUUUUAAAUGAGGCGCAGCUGUGCGCAUUUUCGGCUACUUUAAGACGGCCAAAUGACAGUGCGCUCUUCACCAACAGUCUUUAGUCAGUGACGUUAUUUAUUAAACGAUAUUUAAGCGCCACGCACUCACGUGAUAUUAGAUACGUACUCAAAUAACAUUUUAUUUUAUUUCGGUUUUAUCACAAAAGAACAACUGAUUCUUUCAUACAAUUUUUAAUGAAACGCAAUACAUUUGUUUAAUGCAUAUUACGCUCAAGACACAACCUUGUGUUCCGUCAAGUUGCACAAUGACGAUAAAAACUACAAAACCUUAAGGGAGCGAUCUGCACUUAUUAAGACCUCGCUGUGGAGUGCGUACCAAACACCAGCUCCUGCUACUCACCUGAGGAACACACUCAAAACGUUAUGUGCACCCCUGAUUAUAAUGACAAUAAGUUAUAUGUCUACAGUAUAAUAAUCAUCAUUUUUAUUCUGCUAAUCUAUCAAAUUAGAUACAUUUAAAAGUUAAAAAAUAUUUGAUUAGUCAAAUACUAUUAUGUUAAUGUUUGUGAACCCAGAUGAGUUUAGAAUAAGUGAGUGUUUAUUAUUGUCUUAUGUAGGUGUAUAUAAUUAGUGAAAUAAAAAACAUUUUUUUUUUUAUUUCUGAUCAAAAGUUGCAUUAACAACAAGAGUCUUCCUGUGUCUUACUGUUUUUUUUCUGAUCAUGUUUAUUUCCUGAAGAGAAUGCCAUGAAGGAUCCAAGAAUUGACCGGGCUGUGGGGCUCUGUAAAAAGUUGCCAAGCUCCUUCUCUUACAGCUGGAAGCGUAAGAGAGAGUUUUUAGCUGCACAAAAGGAGAUGAAACUCCCAGAGCACUCACUGAAAACAGAGUGUCCAACAAGGUGGGGAUCACGUUAGGCCAUGAUAGAGAGAAUCAUUGAGCAGCAAAAGGCCAUUGCACAUGUCCUGUCCUCUGACAAGAAGUCUCGUCAUCUUAUCCCAACAUGGCAGGACAUGGAUGUACUAGAGGCAAUCAACAAAUCCUUGUGCCCUCUAGUUAGUUUUACAGAUGCACUGUCUGGCGAGAAGUAUGUCAGCGUUUCAUUUGUUAAGCCAGUUCUUCAUCUUUUCAACGCAUCAAUCUUGAAAGUUAAGGAUGAUGAUACUGACCUGUCAAGAGCAAUCAAGUCUAAAAUUUUGGAGUACCUAAACGAAAAAUACAGUGACCCAGACAUCUAAGCUCUAUUGGACAUGGCAUCUACGGUGGAUCCACAAUUUAAGAUGAGAUACACGGCUGAGGACAACAAAACAACAAUUCAAUCCAGACUCAAAGCUGAGAUGCUGACUUUGGCAAUGAUGGUGCCACCCCAAGAAACAGCACAAGAGACCAGCGAGGAGGAUGCUGAAGCUGGAUGUGCCCCAAAGAAAAAGAUGACUUUAGGAAGCUACUUUAAAACUGCUGAACAAGCCUUGCCACCUAACAACCAGAAAUCCAGUGUAGCCUGUGAGCUGGAAUCUUACUUGCAGUCAAGCUACCUGGAUAGUGAGGGGGACCCAUUAAAAUGGUGGAAAGAACAUGAAAAGAUCUACCCAAGGCUUUCAAAAGUGGCAAAAAAAUACUUGUGCAUACCAGCCACAAGCUGUCCUUCUCAGAGGGCUUUUAGUUCCGGUGGAAAUGUAGUUACUUGCUUGCGGUCUUCCCUAAAGCCCGAUCAAGUUGACAGGCUUGUGUUCUUAGCCAGAAAUCUGUAACAUGUUGUAAAAAUUUUUUAUUCUUAUUUGAUUUUAUUAAAAGUUGAUGUAAAAGAGGCAGUUUAAUUUUAUUUAUUUACCACAGCUAAGAAAAACUCUCCAUUCUAAACAUGUUCGGUUUGUUUAUUGUUCUUUAUUUGUGGCUGUAAAGUGCAAUAAGAAUACUCAAGUGAAUAAAAGUUCAUUACCAAA